This is a messenger RNA of Salvia splendens (bonfire salvia), 816 nucleotides long. RefSeq lists its product as uncharacterized. NCBI's taxonomy places the organism in Eukaryota, Viridiplantae, Streptophyta, Magnoliopsida, Lamiales, Lamiaceae. Bases 1 to 816 code for a protein of 271 amino acids. The record is from RefSeq and is a predicted model, not a curated record. The transcript has a single exon.
AUGACUUGUCUGAUUAUCUAUGUCGAUGAUAUGAUCAUUACUGGAGAUGAAGUGGAAGAGAUUGAAGAGCUGAAGGUGAAUCUUUUUAAAGAAUUCGAAAUGAAGGAUCUAGGAGCGCUGAAGUAUUUUUUGGGGAUCGAAGUGCUGAGAUCAGAUCGAGGAAUUUUCUUAAGGCAAAAGAAAUAUGUGGUAGACCUGUUAGCAGAAACAAGCCUACUAGAUUGCAAGCCUGCGGAAACCCCGAUGGUAGUCAACCAUGGACUAAGGGUAGUAGAAGGAGCAAGAGCACCAGACAGGGAACAAUAUCAGAGGUUAGUAGGCAAGCUAAUCUACCUCUCCCAUACAAGGCCUGAUAUUACAUAUGCUGUUGGGGUAGUUAGCCAAUUUAUGCACCAACCUCAAGAGGAUCAUAUGGAAGCUGCUUUGAGAAUUGCGAGGUAUUUGAAAGGAACCACAUGCCAUGUAGUAUUUUUGGAGAGGAAAGAAGACCUUGAGGUCGAUGGGUUUACUGAUGCUGAUUGGGCGAGUAACCCAGUCGACAGACGAUCUACUGGAGGGUACUUCACCUUUGUAGGAGGUAACUUAGUCACCUGGAGAAGUAAGAAACAAAAGGUGGUUGCCUUAUCCAGUGCAGAAGCCGAGUUUCGUGGGAUGAAGAGUGGAUUAAUGGAAAUCAUGUGGCUAAGGAGACUUUUAACCGAAAUAGGCUUUCCUCCCACGCUGAAGAGUCGACUAUUUUGCGAUAACAAGGCAACGAUUAGCAUCUCUGAAAUUCUAGUCCAACACGACAGGACCAAACAUGUGGAAGUGGAUUGA